AGCACGCAAUAGGGAGCCACAGACUGACGUUUCAUCAACAGCCACGUACCGAGAGCAAGGAAGAGAGCCUAGCUUACUAUUACGAGAUAUACUUCACAACACCUAAGGCAGGCAACAGUUGCAAGUCCUGCUUAUUGAACCCAUAUGCUUUAAAAACUUCUGUAGCAGCAUGUCACAUAUUUGGCAUUCGGUAUCAGUAAUCAGCCUUACUGCAACAGUAUAAUUUGCUUAGCUGUUUUGGAAAACCGAUUUUAAUACCCGAUGUGACAUUUUCCCGUUUGGAAUGAUGUGGACCUUUCACGACUGUAUUGGAUUUGUUUUCUUUUUCAGUUUCUACAUUCAGUUGGGGUUUUCCUCUCAAGCAAAGUUCACCGAACUACCAACAAAUGUAACAGCAAAAGAAGGUCAAAACAUAGAGAUGUCGUGUGCUUUCCAAAGUGGAUUGUCACCAGUCUAUCUGGAGAUUCAGUGGUGGUUUAUAAGAACUCCAGAGGAACAAAUCAACGGUGAAGAGGUUGCUGAGACUCAGAUGGAAAUUGUACCAGCAAGAGAUCCAGACGACGAUGGAACUAAAAUAAGUACAGUAAAGGUACAAGGAAAUGACAUUUCCCAUAAGCUACAAAUUUCCAAAGUAGACAAAGAUGAUGAGGGUCUGUACGAAUGUAGGGUGACCGAUGCCAACUAUGGAGAGCUCCAGGAAUACAAAGCUCAGGCUUAUCUACAAGUAAACGUCAGCAGUAACUCAAGAAACAUGCAUGCACUGGAGUCAUCGCCUUUGCAUCUUCAGGAUGGAAAGUCACGCAGAAGCAGUAAUGCAGCUGUGGCAAACAGUGGAGGUAACUCUUACAACCAUCGUCUUCACUCCACCUCCAGUUCUCAGACAACAAAAUCCACAAUUCUCAAACACAGCCCUGCUUCAGGUGCGAGGAUAGCCACAAGCUACGGACUUGCUGUCCUGCUUUUUGUUUGUGGCUUUGUGAAGGGUGCUUUGCAAUAGUUUAAGUGCUGACUUUUUCCAAUAUCGCUUUCUCUUCUUAAAGCAAAGAGAAAAUUGCCUGCUAUUUUCACGGAGCGGACAGCACAGCUGACCAUAACUUCCAACCACUCUGCACCCAAUGCAUUCUAAUUAUCUACACCAAGAAGUCAAAAGAAGGGGAGAAACUAUUAUACUGAGCAUACAUUUUAAGCUCCCACAAUUAACGGGAACUGCUGUUGCCUUCUUCAGUAUUCAUGACCUUUCGCCUACUUUUUUUUUGGCAAAAAUUUACAGUCAUACCGUGAAAAAAAAAAAAAUAAAAAAAAAAAUGGUGUAUUAUAUAUUUAAAUGUGUGAUGAUUUGGUGAUGUAGUUUUCUUUCAAGAAACCUUGAACAGUGUAUUGCUUUCAUAUGCUGUUCCUGUUCAAAAAUUAUUCUAUGAUUUUUGCUUUUCUUAGUCUCUGGUAAAUAGAAAAAAAAAUGUGAAUACGUUUUGUAAUUCACAGCUUUACUGUGAAAUAUAUUUCAGUACUGGUUUGCAAUUUUACAAUGAUUGAUCCAUGUCUAUAUUCUGUGUUUAUUCCUUAAAUAGCACAUCAUUAUUUGUUUGGGUAACAAUAUUACAUAAUACAAAUUACUUUUUUCAGUUAUCACUGAACUUGUAUUAAAGUGUAUUUAAAAGUGGUUAAUACAGUAUUUAAAUCAUACAUAUCAAAUGAUUGCCAAAUGUCAUAUCAUGAGUGCUUAAAAAAAUGUACAUGAUAAUUUUCAUGUUAGAAAAAAUCUAAAGAGUUAAGUAAGCAUAACAUACUUUGUCUUUUUACACAAAUUCAGGGGGAACAGUAACAAUUGUGCUACUAUGUCUUUAUAACCUCCAAAUAAAUAUUAG
Molecule: messenger RNA, 1865 nt
Organism: Polyodon spathula (Mississippi paddlefish)
Lineage: Eukaryota; Metazoa; Chordata; Actinopteri; Acipenseriformes; Polyodontidae
Product: V-set and transmembrane domain-containing protein 2A-like
Exons: 5
Coding region: 284-997 (237 amino acids)
Source: RefSeq, a predicted model, not a curated record